CCCUACAUCCCAAAGUUUAAAUUUGAUUGUGACCCAGGCUUGGAGACUCCCUUCUCUUUACCCUAUGCUGAGCUCUGCCGUGGAGUUUAUCUUCACACUUCAGCCUUGUGAGGAGAGCCAAUAAACGGAAGGCAGAGCUGUUCAAUCUGUUUCCUCAGUGUAGCGUUCGCUCUCAGCACAGGAAGCCCAGUGCGGUGAAGAGGCAGGAGGAGGAACUUCUCCUGAGCUAAUCAGUCAGGAGCACCCAGAGUCUGGGCAGAGCAGUGGGGAGGUGGACGAGGGAACGGCGUCGCUGCCCGGGUAGGACAGGCUGCACAGAGGGAAGCUCCUGGGAUCGCAGCUAGGCUCCUACAGGAUGGACGGCGUGAAAGAGCUGCAUCAGCCCUGAAAAGCAAGAGCUGCCAUGCAUUUGGUUGGGAAGUGGCGUUGUGCCUUCCUGCUGCUCACCAUCGUCGUGUCCAUGGUGAUGCUGGGUUCCCAGGCAGGUAAUACUACUGAACCCAAGACUCAGCCCAAAGAAGAAAACAAUUCAGAUCCCCAGGAGAAGUGCAAGGCCUGCAGGACACAAAGUAUUGCUAACGAAAACAUCAGCGGGUCUGCCGGUAGCAGGGUUCUGCUGCCCUGUGCUAGCCCUUCAUGGGACAGUCUGGUAGCAGUAACUUGGAACAUACAACCAUGGAGUGGAGCUCACUGCAGCCUGGCCUACAGGAACGACACACACAUGGUGACCAGAACAAACUGCAGUGAGAGACUGGACUGGAAGUCUGAACCAGAGCAGAAUUUUACUCUUCAGUUUCCAUCAGUACAACUCACUGACGAGGGCUUUUACAUCUGUGAAAUUGUAACCAGUGAUGGGAACUUCCACCAAUGCUACUGUCUGACUGUGUUAGUCCCUCCCAAGGUCACCAUGAAUUGUAACGCAAGUGGCAAUGUGGUGUGCAAGGCAGCUGCAGGAAAGCCAGCUGCACAAAUCUCGUGGGUCCCAGAAGUCUGUGACAGCGCUACAGAUGAAUCUCACCCCAAUGGGACAGUGACUGUUCUCAGCACAUGCAUUGCUAACACCACUGCAGACAGUCAAGUAACCUGCUUUGUCUCUCAUCCAACGGGAAGCCAGAACCAGUCCAUAGGCUGCCCCUCAGGUAACAAAAAAGGUAAUGAAUGGGUUAUCUGCGUUGCCACCCUUGCUGGUCUCAUGGUCGGCAUCCUAUUUCUUUUGGCUUUCACUUACUGCUAUAAGCUGUAUCAUGGCAGGAUUUGUCAGAAAACCAAAACUCCUGAAACUGUUCCCACAGAAAAUGUUCAGGACAAUCAUGAACUGGAGCUGGAGCCCUAUACCAUAUUUGUGCAGAAGGAAAAUGUGAUCUAUAACUCUGUGUCUGACCUAACAAUGAGAGAUAACGUACCUGUGGGUCUCUGAACAGCAACAUGACAGUCCUGCUGAGACUGACUUGGUCCCUCUGUGGGAAAGUGAGAGAGAAAACCCCUUCAGGUGGCUGGUGAUGGAGAGCCUCCUCUCAAAGGAUUCUUCACAGGAUGCUGGCAAGCAGGGUUUUCCAUCACUGCUAGAUACCUUCAGACAUGUUUUACUUGCUGAUCUAUCCUUCUAAUCUCCUCUCUCCUAUCCUGUCCCCAUGUUGGGAAGGGAGAAGGACUGAGGGACCUACUUCCAUGAUUUUCAUUAUGAGAGUAUUGCUGACGUGGCUAUCCUCACCUCAGGAAUCCCAAGCCUGGCAGUCACUCUUCAGCAUUAGUUCUGUAGACUUGACACUAUACUGCGUAUAUUUGGGAGCAGGGAGGAGGGGUGAGUGAGCUAGAAUGAAACACUCAUUGUCAACAAGACCACCGUAUUCCCAACUUACCAACAUAAAGACUGUAUUAGUGCUGGUCAUCACAGUAGAGAGGUCAGUAGAAUAGCUCUGCAUCUAGGUGGUCCUGAGAAGCAGCAAUGAUCAAUGGAGAAGAUCCAUGGGUAAGAGUAGUCCCUGAUAAGCAAAAUAACUUCUCAGGUCCCCUAUGCUAUAUUUCCACAAUUUUUUUUCUAGUCUGCACUUACAAAUUAUUUUCAUGGGUUUUAUCACAAUUCUGUGGAGAUGGACCCUAGCUUCCCCUUCCUCCUGGGUGCAUGAGCAUUAACAAGCUGCAAUACAACCAUGUUGGCCCCACCCCACAAAUCUCUAACAGUGUCAAAA
Messenger RNA from Gavialis gangeticus (Gharial), 2189 nucleotides. RefSeq names its product cell surface glycoprotein CD200 receptor 1-A-like. Bases 404 to 1417 code for a protein of 337 amino acids. The transcript has 7 exons. Lineage: Eukaryota; Metazoa; Chordata; Crocodylia; Gavialidae. Gene Ontology annotation, cellular component: external side of plasma membrane. The record is from RefSeq and is a predicted model, not a curated record. Gene Ontology annotation, molecular function: signaling receptor activity. Gene Ontology annotation, biological process: regulation of neuroinflammatory response.